Messenger RNA from [Candida] anglica, 990 nucleotides. Lineage: Eukaryota; Fungi; Ascomycota; Pichiomycetes; Serinales; Debaryomycetaceae. The record is from the annotation of a GenBank genome assembly.
AUGGCUACGCUAACCUUUGAAGAGGCAUUCCGAGUAGUUCAAGUAGAUGAGAGCCACUAUGUUGGUGUGCAUCCGUUAAAACUCCCAUUGACCGGAGCUAGAGGAGUAUAUGGAGGGCAUGUUUGUGCACAGACUCUUUUGGUGGCCUUGGAAUCAGCACCAGGAUGGGUCUUACAUUCAUUACACUCACAUUUUCUUGGACCUGCCAAUGAAAAAAUUGUAUGUCAAUAUGAGGUGACUGAACUUCAAAGAGGGAAAAAUUCAUUACGACUGAUCAUUAAAGUAACUCAAACCACCAGAGAUGGAACGCAAAAGGCAGUAUAUACUUGUAUGGUUUCAUUUGUUAAGAAGGGGAUUAACGUACAAGCCAUCGAUGGUCAAAGAGAUCCACCCAAUGACAUCCACUACAAGUACCCCGAUCCUGAUAAACUCACGGUGAUCCAUCAUACGGAUUUUGUUAAAAAUGCAUAUGGAGAAGAACUUGUAGAUUACCGCAAUUGUCCCGAGGAAUCCCUCCAAACUCCAUCUGAACGAUGGAUAACAUUGUUCAGUGGGAUUGAUCAACCGGAGUCAUUUCUGGACCCAAAAUUCAACUAUGUUGGCCUUGGAUGUAUUUCAGAUUCGGCAUUAUUGACCACCCUUGCAAGGGUGUUGCACUUACCAUGGAACCCUACUGAAAUGUUUGAAGAGGAAGAAUUUGACGAGGGGAAAGAUGCAAAGACAUUGAUGGGUACUUCAAUGAAUAUCAUUCACUUAUUCCAUUAUCAUGCCAUGUCUUUGGACCAUCAUAUCUAUUUUCAUUGUGAUAAGGAAGAAGAUUCCUUUGAUGUGGUCAAGCAAUGGUUAACGUUUUCAUAUCAGAUGAAGACACUUCGAAACGGGAGGACAUUAGUUCGUGGACAUUUCUACAAUCCCAAUGGUACAUGUGUAGCCACAAUUGUGCAAGAGGGUAUUACCUUGAUCCAUCCAGAUGUUGCAGAAAAGUUAUAA